Molecule: messenger RNA, 1094 nt
Organism: Humulus lupulus (European hop)
Lineage: Eukaryota; Viridiplantae; Streptophyta; Magnoliopsida; Rosales; Cannabaceae
Exons: 4
Coding region: 237-1094 (285 amino acids)
Source: RefSeq, a predicted model, not a curated record
CUUCUCCUCACGAGGUCAAUUAUCUAUUUGACCUUAAGUCCAACCCUAACUAGGACGGUACGGGGUUCUUUCAUUUUUGCCACCAGGAGACCGGACACACGUUUCUGUCCGAGACCACCCAUAUCUCCAAUGUGGGGAAGUAUCAUCUGGAAUACUUUCUCACACCUGACAUUGCUGCGGCCAACCUGGCAUUCACCCGUGGAGGUCCAUGGUUGCGCCCGACCCCCACUCCAGGAAUGGAGUCGAGGGCAGCACUCUUAACUAGUAUGUUCAAUGCUACUAAGAGUGUGAAAAACUUGAUCACUGAUGCUAACCUUAGGUUGGCUGGCCUUAAGGGCUCCCCUCCUGCGACUAGUGAACCUGCGGCGGGUGGUGCCCAUGAUGGCGUGGGACGCGAGCAGGGUCCCGAGCAGCAACCUCAGUCACCCCCUCCUAGAAGGAGGCCAACUGGGGUUACAAUCAGGGAACCUGCUGCUCCCCACCGAGCAGCAGAACUGACGGUCCCCAAGGGCAAGGGGAAACAAAAGGCUGUUGAGCCUGCCGAACAGUUUGACGACUCGUCGGAUGUAUACGGUACACCAUUUUCGUUUUUAAAUAACCUGCCCAUUCUCAUCCACCUGUUUGAUGGGAAUGGCAACUUUAGGAACGCUCCUUCUUUAAAUUUAGAUUUCUUCCAGGAACUAGGUAGUUCAGUAGAAAAUGUUCCAACCAGCAUGGACUCCGGGGACUUCUUUGCUCACUACCAGGCUGCUGCCGAAGCUUCUGCCCCGAAAAAGGAUAGUAAAAGAGCUCGUGGAGAAAGCAGCAAGACCCCCGCGAAGAAGGCCCGAACAGAAGAUGCUCCUGCCGACGCCCCCUCCAGAGAGGACUUAACACAUCCACCCGCCCCCGAGCAACAAACUCCCGCGCCUGCCAACCCUCGGCCCUCCUCAAAGGGAUUCUUGUCCUUGACCGCCAGCUGGCGUCAAUCUGGGGCGAUGGUUUCUCGAGAGAGGAACUUUGACGCCAGGCUUGCCCAGGCCAUGCAAGCGCUCGAGGAUGAGAAGGCUAAGCUGCUCGAGGAGAACAAGGAGCUGGCCAAGCUGAACGAGUAA